CGAGCCAGCAUGCUGCCACAGCAGCAACCAAGCAGGCCAGCACCAAGCUAGUAAUCAACAUGGCAACGCCACGGAGAAGCUACGGCACGGUUGCUGCCAUCGUGUUCUGUAUCGCCGUGUUGCACGGUGCAACGACUGCUCUGGAGUGCUACAGUUGCAGUGGAGAAGAUUGUGCGAAAGCAGCCACAGUAGGCUAUACGACCGUUUGCGCGAAUCCGGACGAUGUGUGUUACUCUCGCUUCGAUACCACUAACCUUCUAGCCACGGCACGUGGUUGCUUAACGGCAGCAGAAGUCGCCACCUGCACCGGUAAUGAUUGUGUUACGUGUUCGGAUGUGGAUCUCUGCAACGAUGCUGGUAGUCCGCGGCAUCAGUGUUUCGUUUGCUCAUCGGUCAACGAUGGUGCGGAGUGUAUCCAACCGGCAAACGGAGUACAGCUGGUGGCAAAACAGUGCCCUGCAGCAACCGGCGUAGACCUUACGCAGGCUCAGUGUUACGCUCGCUUGGUUGGAACGAGCGUAACCGAACGAGGCUGCAUUACCAGCCAGCGGCAUCUGGAUGAGUGCAGCGGAAGCGGAUGUACGACUUGUAUCGGCACCGGGUGCAACAACGAAGAGUUCCCGGCCAACCGGAAACAGUGUGUCGCGUGCGAUGGCGCCGCAUGUAACGACGAGGCCAGUUCGGUGACCUAUUGUGACGAUCCGUAUGAUGUUUGCGUUACCCUUAAGCGAGCAAAUGGAAAUGUAAUGAAAUCGUGCGAAAAGGCAAUGACCCCGACCGAUGCAGCGUACUGUACGGCCAACCCUUCCCUCUGUACCUUCUGUGGGAAGCAACGCUGCAACGGUGUGCCCUUCGAGACGGGCUCAACGGCGAUCACGACGUCACCGGUGCAAUGUUACGCGUGCGAAGGCACUGGAUGCCUCAGGUCAACCGCCCUACUCACCACGUGCCGGCUGUACGAUGACGAUUGCUUCAGUUCAUUCACCGGCUUGAACCCCUCACAGCGUGGUUGCUUAUCUGGUCUUUCAUCCACGGCACAAAUCGAGUGUACGGCAGGUGGAACCAGUGACAGUCUGUGCACGGUAUGCACCGGCACCGAGUGCAACCUACAGGGCCAUCCGGAUCACAAGUGUUUGUCCUGUUCCUCGGUGAAAGACGCAGGUUGCGUUGAUCCAUCGACCGAUCGCAGUCUGCAGCCCGUUCAGUGUCCUGCACCGACGACGGAGAUCACGGCCGAUGCUCACUGUCUCACGAAGAGUUUCGGUAUCGUAACGGAACGCGGAUGUAUUAGUUCGGCAGCGGAUCAACUAGGAUGCGAGGAAGGUGGUCUUGGUGGCCGCUGUUCUACGUGCAGUGUCGAAACCGGGGGCGCUGGUUGUAAUGCCAAUGUUUUCCCAAGCGAUCGACGACGCUGUACGAUCGAUACCACGGCUAACGCUUUAUGUCCGAAUCCGCUCGAUGAAUGUGUUCAGCUGCAAUCGAGUGCGGGUAUCCGGAAGCGAACAUGCCGCUCAUUGUUGACGGAAACCGAGCGGAGCUACUGCACGGCCAACAGUAACCGGUGCCGGUUCUGUAGCACCGACAAUUGUAAUGUGGCUGAGAUUACGUUUGAUUAUGUGGAAUGUCUAUCCUGUGAUUCAGCAGUUGAUGAACGAUGUGCCACAAACCCAGCGGCACUGACCACCUACGACCGUUGUGUUAACUGUGCCUCGGCCCUCUUCGUGGUCGAUGGAAAGACCACAACACGGCGCGGUUGUUUGGCCAGUCUACCGGCGGAAGUGUCACAAGCAUGCUCGGCCACCCCUGGCACGAGUACGACCUGUCAGCGAUGCUCCACCAAUCGCUGUAACGUGGGCAACUUCCCAGCGAACCGUCUGCAGUGUUAUCGCUGCUCGACCCCUCCCUGCGUUUCCCAUGAAGCGAUCCAGCUAGAGUACUGUCCGUUCUAUAGCGCCAGCGAUAGCUGCAUCCUCCAGAAGGACUCCGGCGAUGCGCUGGUGCGUCUCGACUGUCGCAGUUCACUCACGGAGGCCGAACAGCUCUCCUGCACGACGGGUGGUCCGGGACGAUGUCAAAGCUGUAGUACCGCGGCUUGUAACAAUCCAACCGGAUACAGUACCACCGGCAGUUGCAUUCGGUGUCGUAGCUCACUGAAUCCACUCUGCCGCGAUGGCGCACAGCAGCUCGCGGCCGAACCGUGCAGUGAUCCAACGAAUUCCCUCUGCUACACUCGGCUAAUCGAUGCCGGCACUUUAACCGGAUUGACGGAACGUGGUUGCAUGAGUGAGUUGACCUCGGCCGAACAGGAACGGUGCAACCGGGCUGACUUCUGUCUAGCGUGCAGCUCCCGGGUGACUGCGAACUGUAACACCAACCAGUAUCCGGUCGCGCCACUCACCUGCUAUCAAUGCGAUUCACGCACCGACGGUGACGCCUGUCAGGUGAGCCAGCUGUCCAACGUGGCCCCCGUCUGUCCACAGUACGAUCCGGCCAACAAGUGCUACACGAUCGUCCAAUCGAACGGGGACACGGUACGCAAGUGUUCGACGGCCGCGCGUGAGGUCGAGUGUGCUACGGCGAGCGCCUGCGAAGUGUGUCUAUUCCGAGGAUGCAAUGCAAGGCCAAUCCUGGAGAUCGUUGUUACGGAACCACCGGGUUCAACGACAACACCGGGACCAACCGGUGCUGCCACGGCUACGAGCUGUCCACCAGUGCUCUCCGCGGUGAUGCUCUUGGCAGCACUCUUCUUCGGAGCUCCGCGACAAUCCACGAGUUGAGUGGCACUUCUAACGUACGUUUCGAUAUAAUAAAGAACUUCGGAAGCGGAA
Molecule: messenger RNA, 2828 nt
Organism: Anopheles aquasalis
Lineage: Eukaryota; Metazoa; Arthropoda; Insecta; Diptera; Culicidae
Source: RefSeq, a predicted model, not a curated record